Molecule: messenger RNA, 1197 nt
Organism: Homo sapiens (human)
Lineage: Eukaryota; Metazoa; Chordata; Mammalia; Primates; Hominidae
Gene: PIH1D1
Product: PIH1 domain containing 1
Exons: 9
Coding region: 241-1113 (290 amino acids)
Cellular component (GO): nucleus
Source: RefSeq, marked validated
GUUUACAGUUCGGCACGUAGGACGGAGGGUAGUGCGUCUAGAGACACAUAUUCCCCACGGAUUUGACGAUGGUGUUCGGUCUUGAAUGGAAAUGUAGUCUUAGGCCAGUCUUAGGUUUUUGAACAGGAUAGUAGGUAUCCGGAGUCGAUUGAGGGCCAGAGCAGGCACUGGGGUUCGGAUCCUGGGCAAAGUUUCCCACGUUGAGGGUCUCGAGGACGCCUAGAUCUCUUUCCCAGGGCCAUGGCGAACCCGAAGCUGCUGGGAAUGGGGCUAAGCGAGGCGGAGGCGAUCGGUGCUGAUUCGGCGCGAUUUGAGGAGCUGCUGCUGCAGGCCUCGAAGGAGCUCCAGCAAGCCCAGACAACCAGACCAGAAUCGACACAAAUCCAGCCUCAGCCUGGUUUCUGCAUAAAGACCAACUCCUCGGAAGGGAAGGUUUUCAUCAACAUCUGCCACUCCCCCUCUAUCCCUCCUCCCGCCGACGUGACCGAGGAGGAGCUGCUUCAGAUGCUAGAGGAGGACCAAGCUGGGUUUCGCAUCCCCAUGAGUCUGGGAGAGCCUCAUGCAGAACUGGAUGCAAAAGGCCAGGGAUGUACCGCCUACGACGUAGCUGUCAACAGCGACUUCUACCGGAGGAUGCAGAACAGCGAUUUCUUGCGGGAGCUCGUGAUCACCAUCGCCAGGGAGGGCCUUGAGGACAAAUACAACUUGCAGCUGAAUCCGGAAUGGCGCAUGAUGAAGAACCGGCCAUUCAUGGGCUCCAUCUCGCAGCAGAACAUCCGCUCGGAGCAGCGUCCUCGGAUCCAGGAGCUGGGGGACCUGUACACGCCCGCCCCCGGGAGAGCUGAGUCAGGGCCUGAAAAGCCUCACCUGAACCUGUGGCUGGAAGCCCCCGACCUCCUCUUGGCCGAAGUUGACCUCCCCAAACUGGAUGGAGCCCUGGGGCUGUCGCUGGAGAUCGGGGAGAACCGCCUGGUGAUGGGGGGCCCCCAGCAGCUGUAUCAUCUAGACGCUUAUAUCCCGCUGCAGAUCAACUCUCAUGAGAGCAAGGCAGCCUUCCACCGGAAGAGAAAGCAAUUAAUGGUGGCCAUGCCGCUUCUGCCGGUGCCUUCUUGAUCAGGGUGUCUCCUUGUGCUUCUGAGAUGUGGAGAAGAGGCUGCUGGCUUCCCUAAAAGUUGAAAUAAAAGAUUUUUGCCUUUG